Plasmodium reichenowi is the source of this 1293-nucleotide messenger RNA. Its product is annotated as acyl-CoA-binding protein, putative. NCBI's taxonomy places the organism in Eukaryota, Apicomplexa, Aconoidasida, Haemosporida, Plasmodiidae. Bases 1 to 1293 code for a protein of 430 amino acids. The transcript has a single exon. The record is from RefSeq and is a predicted model, not a curated record. Gene Ontology annotation, molecular function: protein binding; fatty-acyl-CoA binding.
AUGUUAAAGAACAUUAAUAAACCAGUUAUAUUUUUCAAUGUGCUAACAGGUCUUGCAUUUAUUUACUUAUUAAAAAAUUAUAAUGAAAAUACAAAACAUAUAUUAAACAAAUUAUAUUCCUUGAAAAAUUGGAUAGUACAAUAUUCCUGUAGUUUUUUGAAAAGGUAUGAGAGCAUACAGCUCCCUAUAAUAGACAAAGAUAUUAUAGUAGAUUUAUCAAAUGAGGAAUUAGAACAAAAAUUUGUACAAACAUGUAACGCUGUAAAAAUGUAUAGAACUAAAUUAAAAACAGAAGAAUGGUUACAUUUAUAUGGAUUAUUUAAGCAGGCAACAAUUGGUAAUAUGAUAUUACGAAAUGAAGAAGAAAGUACAAAAAGUAAUGACACAUCAUCAAAAAAUUAUGACACAUCAUCAAAAAAUUAUGACACAUCAUCAAAAAAUUAUGACACGUCAUCAAAAAAUUAUGACACAUCAUCAGAAAAUUAUGACACGUCAUCAAAAAAUUAUGACACGUCAUCAAAAAAUUAUGACACGUCAUCAAAAAAUUAUGACACAUCAUCAAAUAAUAAUGACACAUCAUCAUAUAAUAAUAUAGAAAAUAUAUCAAAUAUAGAUGGGAAAAAAAAAAAAAAAAAUAAAAAUAAAAAUAACAAAAACACAAACAAUAAUAAUAACAAUAAUAAUAACAAUAAUAAUAACAAAAACAAUAACAAUAAUAAUAACAUGGAAUUUAUUGAAAUACAAAAAAGAAAAGCUUGGAAAAAUUGUUAUAAUGUAAAUAAAAAUACAUGUAAAUAUUUAUAUGUACAAUAUUUUAAUAAAUUAUUUCCAGACGCUUUAGAGAAAUUAAAUAAUGAUGACAAUAUGAAAUUUUCCAAAACAGUAAGUAAAAUGAAACCUUUCAAAGAACAAAAUAAAAAACAUUUAGAAAAUGAGAAUAAUGAUGAUGAUAAUAAUAUAUGUGAUAUUUUAUGUCAACAUGUUGUUAUGGGUGAUCUUGCAAGUAUAAAAAAAAAUUUAAAACAUAAUCCUUCAUUAAUUAAUAAAAAAAAUUCCAGUGGGUUAACACCGUUACAUUAUGCAUGUGAUAGAGGAUAUAUAGAUAUAGUAAAAUAUUUAGUACAUCAAGGUGCAAAUAUUAAUGUCGAAGAUUCUUAUGGUGACACACCUUUACAUAUGGCAGCAUACUCAGAAAAACUAAAUGUUGUAGACUUUUUAAAAUCAGUAGGUGCAGAUAUUAAUAAGACCAAUUCUGAAGGUUUGACCAUUGAUUGGAUUUUAAGUCAAAAUUGA